AUGCUUCGUCAAUUCAUCCGUCCUGCUGCCACCGCCAACCGAGCGGUUAUGACCCGUUCCUUCUCCGUCGCUGUCCCCCGUAUGGGUGAGGGCGACACCGGCGCUCCUCGUCCCGCUGGUGGUGCUUCUUCUGGUGACGCCUUCACCCGUCGUGAGGCCGCUCAGGAGAGUCUGUACAUCCGUGAGAAGGAAUUGGAGAAGCUUGCUGCCCUCAAGAAGAAGAUUGCUGAGCAGCGCAAGCACCUCGAUGAGCUCGAGGGCCAUAUUGACGGCCUGACCCGCCAAUAG
This is a messenger RNA of Penicillium antarcticum, 288 nucleotides long. RefSeq lists its product as uncharacterized. The record is from RefSeq and is a predicted model, not a curated record. Lineage: Eukaryota; Fungi; Ascomycota; Eurotiomycetes; Eurotiales; Aspergillaceae. Gene Ontology annotation, biological process: negative regulation of ATP-dependent activity. The transcript has 4 exons. Gene Ontology annotation, molecular function: ATPase inhibitor activity. Gene Ontology annotation, cellular component: mitochondrion. The coding region runs from base 1 to 288 and encodes 95 amino acids.